Molecule: messenger RNA, 1192 nt
Organism: Ilex paraguariensis (yerba mate)
Lineage: Eukaryota; Viridiplantae; Streptophyta; Magnoliopsida; Aquifoliales; Aquifoliaceae
Source: the annotation of a GenBank genome assembly
CAACGUGCCCGUUAGGCUAACGCCGAAUUAACUGGACCCUGUGCUCACCCUCUUCGCGUUACCGCACCUUUAGUUUGGUUCGUCGCCGGCGGCAAAGGCGCUCGCCGUGCCACUUUUGAAGCUACCCACAUGCUGUGAUUUAGAAAAAGAGAGGGAGAGAGAAUGGCAAAGAGGCGACUUCUGUUGCUGUUAAAACCCUUCGAUUUGUACCCAGUCAGACCCCCAAAUGGUCUGUCUGGCAUCACAAACCCAAAGACAUUGCAGGUUUUAAGUUAUCUGGACGGCAGGCGUAAGGUUCACAAGGAUGCCAUAAACUUCUGUCAGAAUAUAUUGCAGAAAAAGUCUGUUGAUUGGAAGGCUGUUUUCCGUAGUAAUUUAUCACAGCCAAUCCAUAAUGUGGAUCUGGUGGUUACUAUAGGCGGUGAUGGUACACUAUUACAGGCUAGCCAUUUCAUGGAUGAUUCAAUUCCAGUUCUAGGAGUGAAUUCUGACCCCACACAAGCUGCAGAGGUGGAAGAGUUCAGUGACGAGUUCGAUGCUACAAGAAGCACUGGUUAUCUUUGUGCAGCAACUGUCAACAACUUUGAACAAAUACUAGAUGGCAUCCUCGAGUGUGGCAAAAUUCCUUCUGAAUUGUCAAGGAUGUCAAUAAGAGUCAACUCCCAGCUUGUGUCAAGUUAUGCUCUUAAUGACGUUUUGAUUGCCCACCCAUGCCCUGCAACAGUUUCUCGAUUCUCGUUCAGAAUUAGGAAAGAUGGCCAGCCAUGUUCCCCUCUAGUGAAUUGUCGAUCAAGCGGUCUAAGAGUCUCAACAGCCGCUGGAUCAACUGCUGCAAUGCUCUCAGCUGGGGGAUUUGCGAUGCCCAUAUUAUCUAAGGAUCUCCAGUAUAUGGUAAGGGAGCCUAUUUCACCAGGAACAGGCAACUCUAGCUUAAUGCAUGGAGUAGUAAGAUCUGACGAGUCCAUGGAUAUGGCAUGGUUCUGUAAACAGGGUCUUAUAUACAUUGAUGGUUCACAUGUUGUUUAUUCUAUCCAACAUGGUGAUACCAUUGAACUAUCUACAAAGACUCCAGUUUUGAAGGUUUUCUUGCCUUGCCACUUAUCAUCAUAGAACAUAUGUGCAAUAUAGUUGCAAUACCUUUGCUGCAGAUGACGUGGAAAUUCUGUGUAUCUCUGUGAAAUACCGAAAAUGU